AUGGGUUUCUUAAAGAAGUUAACUGGGAUUUUCGGGUUUGGGCAUAACGAUGGUGGUCACGGAGUUGCGAGAGAUGGAGAUGGUGAAGGAGAUACUACCGGAACAGUCUCCGGCGACGGAGAUAAACGCCGGGAAGAUAAUCAGCCGAGAUUCCGUGAAUCCGGACUUCCAAGGAAAGGUUUUGGUGUACCGGUUCAAGUCGCUGUUGAACGAUCUAAUCCUGGUCCUAUUCUUCAGCCUUGUGCUGCUUCAGAUGGUGGUAUUCAGGGACUAAGCUGGUACUCAAUGCGGCUAAGGAUUGAUGAAGACGGAGAUGUUGCAGAUGAGUUCUUGGAAGAUGAGUUUUGUAAGACUUUGCCAAAAAGAUGCAAAACAAAAGCUGCAAAAGUGAGAGGUUUAGUGAUAUCAUCGGAUGGGAAACUUCAGCCAUUAAUGAAUUGA
Arabis nemorensis is the source of this 441-nucleotide messenger RNA. NCBI's taxonomy places the organism in Eukaryota, Viridiplantae, Streptophyta, Magnoliopsida, Brassicales, Brassicaceae. The record is from the annotation of a GenBank genome assembly.